GCUGCGGGCUGGUUUCCGCUUCCGGAUGGUAGCUCCCGGUGGCGCGUUCUGGUAGCUCAGUGGUUGCCAUGGAGAUUUUGGGCGAGUACGUUGGGCUGGAAGGGCAGCCGCACCAGCUGCGGGUGUCCUGUGAGGCGCCCGACGACGCUGACCCUCUCCAGGGCCUAUUGUCGGGCGUGGCCCGGAUGAGGGAGCUGGUGGCCGAGCUCUUGGACCCCCAGGUGCAGCGGGAAGCGCAGGACCGAGCGGCGGCGGCUCCAGAAGAGGCCUUGGACGGUGAUAAUGAAGAUGAUGCAGAAGAUGAAAAUAACAUUGAUAACAGAGCUAACUCAGAUGGACCAUCUGCAAAACGGCCAAAAACAUCAUUUUAACAAUAGCUGUAUGAAAUGUAAAAGACUGCUGCCGUGCUUGCUCUGCAGCCCACAUACUAAAAUUGGAACAAUACAGAGAAGAUUAGCAAGACCCCUGCACAAGGAUUACACGCAAAUUUGUGAAGCAUUAAAAAAAAAAAAAAAGACUACAGCCAUAUCAACAUCUGCUCUAAUUGAGAAAAGCAUUUGUUUUGUUCCUCUGGCACAGUUUUGUCAAAGAAAAAAACUUCUGUUUCCAGCAAAGAAAGAUAUAAUAAAUGUUUAGAAAUGAAUCUGUUUUCUUGAGUGAAGAAUUUCAGGCCAUGGAAAUAAUAGAGAACACUUCAUAAUGUGUAAAAUCCUUUAAGUUGGCAAUUCAUAUUGUUUUCUACUUUUUAAAAAAAGAUUUUUAAAAUUGAUUUUUAGAGAAAUGUUGAUGUGAGAGUGAAACAUCGAUAGGUUGCCUCCUGCAUGCCCCCUUACCAGGGAUGGAGUCUGAAAGCCAGGCAUGUGCCUUGACCGGGAAUCAAACUGACAACCUUUCCAUGCACAGGAUGACACCCAAUCAACCACUGGCCAGAGCUUUUUCAUUUGUUUUCUAUUUCUAAAAAUAAUUAUUGAAUUAAUUUGUGUGAUAUCUGCAUCUUUUAACUUCUUUUAUUAUAAAAAGUACAUGUCACCCACUGGUGUGCCUCAGUGGUUGAGCAUCGACCAUGAACCAAGAGGUCACUGGUUCAAUUCCCAGUCAGGGCACAUGCCUGGGUUAUGGGCUCAAUCCCCAGUAGGGGCCAUGCAGGAGGCAGCCAAUCAAUGUUUCUCAUUGAUGUUUCUAACUCUCUUUCUCCCUUCCUCUCUAAAAUCAUAUAUUUUUUUUUAAGUACAUGUCAUGGUUUGUGGACAAAAAUAUUUCAAAGAACUGUCGUGAGCAAGUGAUGAGAUUGGGAAUUGACUAUAAGAAUGGAAAUCUGGUCCUGGCCAGGUGGUUCAGUUGGUUGGAGUGUCGUCCCAUACACCCAAAGGCUGAGGGUUCGAUUCCCAGUCAGGGCACAUACCUUGGUUGCAGGUUGGCGUCCUGGUCAAGGCACAUACAGGAGGCAACCAAUCAAUGUUUCUCUCUCUCUCUAAAAACAAUAAAAAAAAUAUUCUCGGGUGAGGAUUAAAAAAAGAAGAAGAAUGGCAAUAUGUAUCAGAAUUGUACACUUGAAACCUAUAUAAUUUUAUUAACCAAUGUCACCCCAACAAACUUAAUUUAAAAACAACAAUAGCAGUCUGCUUGACUAAAAAGAAAACAGGAAUAGAAGUACUGAAUGAAGAUAAAGAAGACCCCUUGAGAAAAACCCAAGGAAACCUUGAAUCCACACUCACACCCAAUAUACAGACAUCCAGAGAUGACACAAUUAAGUGACUAUAUAGGCUGUGGCAAAAGUAGGUUUACAGUUGUGAAUGCACGAAACAGUUUAUUCUUACACUAGAGGCCCAGUGCAUGACAUUUGUGCAUGCGAAGGGGGUGUCUCUCAGCCUGGCCUGUGCCCUCUCACAGUCCUGGAACCAAGGGUUCCUUAGUGCUUAGAGGUGAGAGAGGCUCCCACCAUCCCUGAUGCGCUCACCUGCUGUGAACCCAGCUUCUGGCUGAGCAGCACGCUUCCUGUGGGAGUGCACUGACCGCCAGGGAGCAGCUCCUGCGUUGAACAUCUGCCCCCUGGUGAUCAGUGCACGUCAUAGCAACCAGUCAUUCCACCGUUUGGUCGGUUUGCCUAUUAGCCUUUUAUUAUAUAGCAUUAUUAUUCAUUAUUGUAUUUCCCAUACGAACAACUGUAAACCUAUUUUUGUUCCAACUGGUAUAUUUAAUUUGUAACUUAAGAGAGCCAAAUGGGAUGUUCUUUUAUGCUGUGAACACAAAUAUAAUCUUUAAGUAAACAUUCUGUGUUGACUUUGAUAUUUCCUCAUCCUGUAACCAUACUGAUUUUGCUUAACGAAGGACUAUUUUUUAAUUAUCCUCCCUCUUUAAAAAAAAUUGUUUUUAUUGAUUUCAGAGAGAGGAAGGGAGAGGGAGAGAGAUAGAAAUAUCCAUGAAGAGAGAGAAUCAUCAAUCAACUGCCUCCUGGAUGUCACCUACUGGGGAUCCAGCCCACAACCCGGGCAUGUGCCCUGACUAGAAUUGAACUGUGACCUCGUACAUAGGUCAACACGCAACCACUGAGCCAUACUGGCUGGGCUCAUUUUGUUUCCUUCUUUGUUUAAUAUAUUUUAAAAGCUAGAGGCCUAUUGCAUGACAUUUGUGCACUGGAGGUGCAGGGGGUCCCUCAGCUCUGCCUGUGCCCUCUUGCAGUCCAGGACCCCUUGAGGGAUGUCCGACUGCCGGCUUAUGCCCACUCCCUGUUCCCUAAGCUGGCAGGCAGACAUCCCUCAAGGGGUCCUUAGUGUUGCCUUAGAGGUGGGAGAGGCUCCCGCCACCGCUGCUGCGCUCACCAGCCAAUUAGGCUGGUUCCUGACUCAGCGGAGCUACCCUUGUGCGAGCUCACUGACUACCAGGGGCAGCUCCUGCGUUGAACGUCUGCCCCCUGGUGGUCAGUGUGCAUCAUAGUGACCAGUCGUUCUGCCAUUUGGUCGAUUUGCAUGUUAGGGUUUUAUUACAUAGGAUAUGUUUAUAAAUAAAAAAUUUCAAGAUACCUGUGCUGUGAUUCAGUGUUUUAUAGUCUAGGCCCAUGGUCAGCAAACUGCGGCUCUUUGGCCCCUUGAGUGUGGCUCUUCCACAAAAUACCACAUGGGCAUGCACGUAUAGUGAGAUUGAAACUUCUUGGCCCAAGCUCAGAAGUUGGUUUUCGGCCUGGGCGAGUCUAUUUUGAAGAAGUACCAUUGAUAUUUGGCUCUGUUGACUAAUGAGUUUGCAGACCACUGGUCUAGGCUAUAGAUUUGAUUAAUCUUUUCCUUUAACUUUAAUACUGAUUUUAAUUCUUAUGUAUCUUCUUCACACGUGAGCCAUAUGUGUAACAAAAAAGGUCAUGUUGGCUGUAACCAGUUUGGCUCAGUGGAUAGAGCAUUGGCCUGCGUACUGAAGGGUCCCAGGUUCCAUUCCGAUCAAGGGCAUGUACCUUGGUUGAGGGCACAUCCCCAGUGGGGGGUGUGCAGGAGGCAGCUGGUCGAUGUUUCUCUCCAUUGAUGUUUCUAACUAUCCCUCUCCCUUCCUCUCUGUAAAAAAUCAAUAAAAUAUAUUUUUUUAAAAAAAGAUCAUGCUGAAGGACCAGUAUAGAAGAAAUGCCUAGCUUCUGUGGCACUGAGCGCCCCGUACUUCCCCCGUCAUCAUAUGAAAUGUACUGUAGCAGCAUUAUUUCUUCAGCUACUCAGAAUUUUUUUUAAGUUUUAUUAAGAAGGACUAGACUUUUAAAGGAAAUAAAGUUUAUGUUUUUUUCCAAGUGAGAAAAUCAGUUGGAGAUAUCUAUGGCCCUCAAGUUCAUUAUGUAGUAUUUUUAUCUAGUUCCUAUUUAGCCUAUAACAGAUAUCUCUCAGUGAAAUUGUUCAGUCUGUACAAAUAUAGAAUAUUAUUUCUUAUAUGGCUAGAAGAGUCAUACCUUUGACAUCCUGAAAACCUAUGCAUUUUAACUUAAUUGUCAGCCACCAUGUGGUAAUAAAAUGUUUAUAAGAAAUUAUAAGAAAUUUCUGUUUGAACUGAUUGUAGUUGAGCACUGCAAAGCUCAAAACUGUAUUACCAUAAAUGCAGCUAGUGAUAGUUUCAAAUAAAAUUAACAUAUUAAAUAA
Myotis daubentonii (Daubenton's bat) is the source of this 4106-nucleotide messenger RNA. RefSeq names its product GON7 subunit of KEOPS complex (gene GON7). The record is from RefSeq and is a predicted model, not a curated record. NCBI's taxonomy places the organism in Eukaryota, Metazoa, Chordata, Mammalia, Chiroptera, Vespertilionidae. Gene Ontology annotation, cellular component: EKC/KEOPS complex.